AUGCUUGACUCUAAUUCAUCUGAACGCCGACAAGAUCUUUUUCAAACAAGUACUGGUGUUGGUCAUCAAUAUCGGCCAGGAUAUUAUUUCCCUUCAACCAAUUUCAAGCGGGCUUUUACCGAUCCAUUACCAAAUCGACUACGUGCUCCUGAUGAAAUUACACCUCAAGAACAUUUUAAAACAACUAAUGCUGCUUUUUAUGACAAUAAAUAUCCGCAACAAGAAGUAUACAAUGAUCAAGUGAAUAUGCAUAGAAAGGCACCGGCCUUAUAUAAAGUAAAUUACAUGAGUGAUUUCGUGGAAAAACUUAAAGCUCACGGAUGGAGUCGUCCAUUAUCAAUGUCUCAUCAGAAAAGUGAAUACAAGGAAGAAUUCGAUAUGAAGCCAAAUAUGAAAUCAGAAUUAGAUCGUAUUGAUGGGCAGUUGCCUUAUUUAACACAACCUGAAGCACCUGUGACUAAAGCUAUACGUGAAGAUGGACGACCAACAAGACCAGUAACAGUUGCUCGUACAUGGGAUCCGUCGGAGCAAGGUGUAUUUACACUUCUUGAUCCUUAUUUAACAACAUAUAAUAAAGAACAUCGUCGAUGGAGAAAGGAUGAAUGGCAAGGUAUUGGUAAAAAAGAUCCAUUAUCUUAUUGGGACGCUGAAGAAUAUCCUAAAGCCUGGGGCUAUGGUAAUGCACAAAAUCCAUUACCUAUAGAUAGUGUUGAACGUGAACAAUUACCAAUGCGUGACGCAAUUUGGUUUUCAACACCAACAAAAGUUCGACAAGUUCAUCAACCAGCACGUUUCAUUCCUCAUGCUGGCCUUACAACUGAAACUCGCGAACAGUUCGUGACUCCGAGUCAUAUCAAUGCUAAAGAUACGAAAUAUUGCCCAAUCGAUACUCCAUAUGUUCAACCAAUGCCAAGUUCAACAUCAGCGUAUGCUACACCGUCUAUGUAUCGAACUGACUCAAUGAACUAUGGUAGUGAGAAACCAGUCACUUUAUCUGGACUAUAA
This is a messenger RNA of Rotaria socialis, 1005 nucleotides long. Lineage: Eukaryota; Metazoa; Rotifera; Eurotatoria; Philodinida; Philodinidae. The record is from the annotation of a GenBank genome assembly.